Messenger RNA from Lolium rigidum, 3208 nucleotides. Its product is annotated as putative chloride channel-like protein CLC-g. Lineage: Eukaryota; Viridiplantae; Streptophyta; Magnoliopsida; Poales; Poaceae. Gene Ontology annotation, biological process: chloride transport; transmembrane transport. Gene Ontology annotation, molecular function: voltage-gated chloride channel activity. Gene Ontology annotation, cellular component: intracellular membrane-bounded organelle; plant-type vacuole membrane. The record is from RefSeq and is a predicted model, not a curated record. Bases 260 to 2719 code for a protein of 819 amino acids. The transcript is spliced from 7 exons.
CCACCGGCCGGAAUCCUCGCCAACUGUUUCCGAACUCAGCUUCUCGAUUCCCCAGACGCCGGCGGCGGCUCCACCUAGCAGGAACCACUGUCAAAUCCAACUGGGACCAAGUGGUCACGGGUCCCGACGGUCAGCGUCCCAGUCAUAAAAAACGAGUUUUGCUAUCGCCGGGAAUUUCUGUUGCUGAGCUCAGCACCACUCCCCUGCCCGUGCCGUGCCGUGCGUGGUGGGCUGGCGGCGGAGCGGAGCAGAUCGGCGGAUGGCUCCGAGGGACCAGAAUGGCGGCGGGAGCGCGGGCGGCGCCGCGGAUCCGGAGGCUGACAUCGAGGCCCCGCUCAUCUCACCCGGCUCGUCCUUCUUCUUCCAGGACACGGCGGCGCUCGAGGACGGCGAGGGCGACGGCGACGGCGAGGAGGAGCAGCAGCGGCGGGCCCGGUGGCGCUUCCUCUCCUCCUUCGGCCGCCUGCGGUCCAACGUCACCUCCCAGGUCGCGCUCGUCGGCACCGACGUCUGCCCCAUCGAGAGCCUCGACUACGAGUUGAUCGAGAACGACGUGUUCAAGCAGGACUGGAGGGCGCAGGGGCGGAACCACAUCCUGCGCUACUUCGCGCUCAAGUGGGCCCUCUGCUUCCUCGUCGGCGCGCUCACCGCCGUCGCCGCCUUCCUCGCCAACCUCGGCGUCGAGAACGUCGCCGGCGUCAAGUUCGUCAUCACAUCCACACUCAUGUUCGAGCGCAGGUUCGAAUCGGCGUUCAUAGUGUUCCUGGUGUCGAAUUUCCUGCUCACCAUGUUCGCCACGGCGCUGACGGUGUACGUGGCGCCGGCGGCGGCCGGGUCCGGCAUCCCGGAAGUGAAGGCCUACCUGAACGGCGUCGAUGCGCCCAACAUAUUCUGUCUCAAGACUCUGCUGGUCAAGGUUGUUGGAUGCAUUGCUGCAGUAUCAGCAUCACUGCAUGUGGGAAAAGCUGGUCCUCUGGUACACACAGGUGCAUGCAUUGCAUCAAUUCUUGGGCAAGGUGGUUCACGGAAAUAUCGAAUGACAUCUAAAUGGCUAAGGUACUUCAAGAACGAUAGGGAUCGGAGGGACCUUGUCACUUGUGGUGCUGGUGCUGGUAUUGCUGGUGCUUUCAGGGCUCCAGUUGCUGGAGUCCUUUUUGCUCUGGAAACAGUAUCUUCACGGUGGAGGAGUGCCCUACUCUGGCGAGCUUUUUUCACAACAGCCAUCGUUGCUGUUGUUCUUAGGGUAUUAAUAGACGUCUGUAAAAGUGGCAGGUGUGGAUUGUUCGGGAAAGGUGGCCUUAUAAUGUUUGAUGUUACUUCGGGUUACAUCAACUAUCAUGCGGUUGAUUUACCUCCCGUAAUCACACUGGCAGUUCUUGGAGGAGUACUGGGGAGCUUGUACAACCUCUUCCUUGACAAGGUUCUUCGCCUUUACAAUGUUAUCAACCAGAGAGGGCAAACCUACAAACUACUCCUGGCUGCAACAGUCACCAUCUGUACUUCAUGCUGCCUCUUUGGUUUGCCAUGGCUUGCUGCUUGCAAACCAUGUCCAAUUGACUCAGAAGAAGCUUGUCCAUCAAUUGGUAGGUCUGGAAAUUUCAAGAAGUUCCAGUGUCAAAUGGGUAAUUACAACGACUUGGCUAGCCUGCUCUUCAACACCAAUGAUGAUACUAUUAGAAACCUCUACAGUUCUGGCACCGAUCAUGAGUUCCACCUCUCUUCCAUCCUUCUGUUCUUUUUGGCAUCAUAUUUUCUGGGGAUCUUCAGCUAUGGACUUGCCUUGCCAUCUGGCCUCUUUGUGCCACUCAUUUUAACUGGUGCAGCUUACGGUCGUCUGGUUGGCAUGUUGAUUGGGUCGGAAUCAACUUUAGAUCAUGGUCUUUUUGCAGUUCUUGGCUCUGCUGCCCUUCUAGGUGGAUCAAUGAGAAUGACAGUGUCAGUUUGUGUUGUCAUGCUAGAACUGACAAACAAUCUGCUCAUGCUUCCUCUGGUUAUGCUGGUCCUUAUCAUAUCAAAGACAGUGGCAGAUGCGUUUAAUGCAAAUGUCUAUGACUUGCUUGUCAAAUUGAAAGGUUUUCCCUUUCUUGAAGGGCAUGCUGAACCCUACAUGAGGCAAUUGUCAGUUAGUGAUGUUGUAACAGGUCCUCUGCAGACAUUCGGUGGCAUAGAGAAAGUUGGCCGUAUUGUGCAUGUUUUGAAGACAACCGGCCAUAAUGGUUUCCCUGUCGUUGAUGAGCCACCAAUUUCAGAUGGUCCCGAGUUAUAUGGUCUUAUUCUUCGAGCCCACCUGCUUGUUCUACUGAGAAAGAAAGAAUUUGCCAGUAGUUGCACAACUUCAGCAUUAGAUGCUUCAAAGCAUUUCUCACCUGAUGAAUUUGCAAAACGUGGUUCAGGAAAACAUGACAGAAUCGAGGACAUUGAAUUAACUGCAGAUGAAAUGGAAAUGUUUCUAGACUUGCAUCCAUUCACAAACACAUCUCCUUACACUGUGGUUGAGACUAUGUCUUUAGCUAAGGCUCUUAUACUUUUUCGUGAAGUUGGAUUGAGACACCUUUUGGUUCUUCCAAAAUCUUCCAAGAGGUCGCCUGUCGUUGGCAUAUUAACACGGCACGACUUCAUGCCUGAGCAUGUAUUGGGUAUUCAUCCUUACCUGUUCAAGAGCAGAUGGAAGAAGGUGCGAUUUGGCAAGUCAGCUUUCACCAACUUCUUUAGUCACUAGCGCUAGCAACUGAUAAUUUGGAGAAGUAACCAAAUGACUGUUGUGUAUUGGUAUUCAUGUUGGUAUUGGUAUCGGGACACCGCUCUCUAUUCCAUCAAAUCAUGGUUGACAUGAUUUCUUUGAAGACACUGUGCCGAAGCAUCAUGAUCAACACCAUAAAAAAGGGGAUAUCAGAUGACGAUCUCUGAACAUAGCUGCCCAACUGACGGACAUAUGGAUCAACACAGCUGAGAGAAAUAUAGCCACAUUUUCAGGUGCAAGCGGCAACAAGAUCAGAUUAGAAUAAGCUGUUUCUGAUGGUUCCUCGUAGAUUUGAUCCCUAGCAAGUAACCCGUACAUUAGAUCAAUUGACUUGUACAUGAUUUGUAUGACAAAAUCGGACUGCGACAGGCUCCAUUCGCAACCGCAAAUGACUUCACUCAGUGAUGUCAGGUUAGCACCUCUGCGCACCAGAAAAUAAAAGUUCACCUGCCCAUCUCGAGGCAAAAC